UUGAUCAGUCAUCAUUACAAUUAUUUGUUUUUAUAUUUAAAAAUCUAAAAGUUUUGAAUGAUAAACUAUUCAAUUACAUAUUUUAUAGUGUAUGUGAUAAACAGAAAUAACGUAACCACAAUAACAUUUCAUUUGAUUGGACAACACAACUAGAUUGAGACAAUGAAGAAUAGAAGUAUGGCCGGUAAUUGUGGCAUUGGCGUGUUUGUCAUUGCCCUUGUUACUGUGGCAUUGGCAUUCGGUACGCCCAGCUGGUUGGUCAGCGACUCCAGAAUAAGAGGCGCCAAAUUAGAUAGAUUAGGAUUAUGGAGUCACUGCUUCAGAUCGCUGCCAGAUCCUCUCGACCAAUACCAAAGACGAUUCUUCGUUGGAUGUCGUUGGGUGUACGAUCCUUUCACCACGGGAUAUGACAAGAUUCGUGGAUAUUUACUCCCAGGUUUCAUGAUAGCGACACAGUUUUUCUUCACAUUGUGUCUGCUGGGAGUUUUGAUAUCCACAAUACUGGUGUUGAUGUUCUUCUUAUGUUGCGGACCUGACCAAAACAGAUUUGUGACUUUGAUCAAGAGUAUUGGAUAUAUUAUGUUAGCUGCAGGUAUAUGUGGAGUCAUUGCAGUUAUAGUGUUUGCAUCAUUAGGAAACACAGAUGGGUGGAUGCCAGAUCACCCCAACAAUUAUUUAGGCUGGUCCUUUGGUUUGGGUGUCGUCGGUUCCGUGGCGUGUUUAGUUACCUCUGCUCUCUUCCUGACCGAGUCAAACAUCCAAGCAAAGAAACGUAACAAGAUGAAAGAAUCUCAAGCUCGAUUUGAGUUGGAGUACGAAACGAAAGCAUAACAUUAAACAAAAAUCACAUAGUUUUACUUUAAUGUUAAGUAAAUAGGUAUAUGAACAUUGUUUAAUGUAUAACACCAGGGUUUGAAGCCUCGAUUACGAUUACAACAAAAAUUGAUCGCUAUAUCACAAAAAUUCACAACUUUAAUACAAAUGUAUACGGUUGAAAAUUCAUUAAUGAUAUCAACGAUUUCGAGACCUAAUUUUGUCUUUAUGACUUCUGAGUUUGCCGGCCCUGGUUUAGCUGUUUCUGACAUUAACAGCUGAGCUACAGAACACAUUAGGCAAUGUUCAUGUCUCGAAUUAUGUUUAGAUCUGAAGAACCAUCCGUCCAAAAUGGUCUGCGCAAAAUCCAAUACGAUAUGUAUUUUUUUAUUAAUAUUACCAGUAUUUUGCUUUAGAAAUACAUAAACAUAGUAUAGUAUGUAUCUAUGUUAGUUUACGUAUUUUUUCUAGUUCAGUUUUGUUUUUUGUAAGUUAACCAAAUAUGUGGACAAGACUUUUAAUACAUGGUCUGGAUGUUUGAAUGAGUGCCAGGUUUGUUAUAUUUAAUGGACUACCUCCACUAUUUUACGUUGCCGAAAAUAUUUUCUUUUAACAUUACGUAUGUUAUUGAAUAUUGUAGAACUAUGUGUAAAGAUGAAAACUGUAGAUUUAUUGCUUAUUCUAAGGGUAACUUAUGCACAUAAACUUUUAGAGCACUUUAAAAAACAAGUAUAUCAUUGUUAUAGUGUAAAUGGUGUGUAGUAAUGACUUUUAAUAAUGUGCCUUUAAUAUGUAUUUGUUAAGUGAAUUCCAGAGAUAUUUACAAUGGAGCUGCAUUUUUAAGUACUUGAUAUUAUUAUAAAAGACAUGAUUUAUCAACGAUGUACCUUUUUAAAUACCGUCCAUUUUUUGUGUUUUUAUUUUAAGUAGUAAAUAAGAUUAUAAUUAGA
This is a messenger RNA of Spodoptera litura, 1763 nucleotides long. It is a transcript of the gene sinu, whose product is annotated as claudin family member sinuous. Gene Ontology annotation, biological process: regulation of tube size, open tracheal system; septate junction assembly. The record is from RefSeq and is a predicted model, not a curated record. NCBI's taxonomy places the organism in Eukaryota, Metazoa, Arthropoda, Insecta, Lepidoptera, Noctuidae. Gene Ontology annotation, cellular component: membrane; septate junction.